Xyrauchen texanus (razorback sucker) is the source of this 2807-nucleotide messenger RNA. RefSeq names its product LIM domain kinase 1b (gene limk1b). Gene Ontology annotation, cellular component: cytoplasm; nucleus; neuron projection. The coding region runs from base 173 to 2026 and encodes 617 amino acids. NCBI's taxonomy places the organism in Eukaryota, Metazoa, Chordata, Actinopteri, Cypriniformes, Catostomidae. Gene Ontology annotation, biological process: protein phosphorylation; positive regulation of stress fiber assembly; actin cytoskeleton organization. The transcript has 15 exons. Gene Ontology annotation, molecular function: protein binding; protein serine/threonine kinase activity; ATP binding. The record is from RefSeq and is a predicted model, not a curated record.
AGCUCUAUUCUGCAUUUGCUGAAAGGAAACUAUAACUUACAUCAAACAUUUCAACAUCAGUCUGUUUGCAGUCAUUUCCUGGGUUUUCUUCUGCUCUCAUUAUACUUCUGCACUCCUCCCCUGAAAUGAUUGAGGGACAGUAGAAGACUAAUACAGCUUUACCAUUGCUGCUAUGCUCAAGUCUUGUCAGGACCUGCAUUAUCGGAGAGGGGGGAAGGCAAGGUGUUGUGAAUGUAAUUGUGUACUUUCUCACUGGUACUAUGAAAGAGAUGGACAGUUCUUCUGUAAGAAAGAUUACUGGUCACGAUUUGGGGAACAGUGCCAUGGUUGUUCAGAGUCUAUCACUACUGGUCUCAUUAUGGUGGCUGGAAAGCAUAAAUAUCAUCCAGAGUGUUUCCUCUGUGAAAGCUGCAGCAUGUACAUUGGGGAUGGAGAUUCUUUCACUCUAGUGGAUUAUACCAAUUUAUACUGUGGUCAAUGUUAUUACCAGAAGGUUUCAACACAGCAUUUGGGAGCAAAAUGUUCAACACUGCCACAUACAGUGACGUCAAUGUCAUUUCCUCCCUCUGCAGAAAGCAGGCGAGGUUUAUCCUUCACUGUAGAGCAGAGUCCUGCAAAUAACACGGGCCCUGUGAUCAAAGUGGUUCAACUGGACUUGCAGAACCUGAGUCCUGAGGUCAAGCCUUUGAUCCAUGUUGGAGACAGGAUCGUUGAUAUCAAUGGAAUCUCUGCGAAGAAAAUUCCGCUCGAUGAGAUAGAUCUUGUGAUUCAUGAUACAGAGCACUGGCUACAAAUCACAAUUGAACAUGACCCAAAAGACUUCACAAGACAGGAGGACUUAUCUGGAGAAGAGUUGGACCAGCCUGGAAAAUUAGGUUUCUAUCCCCCCAGCAGUAAACGAGCAGGCCUUCGUUCCAAUAAUAUUCUGCGUAGCUGCAGUAUUGACAAAGCUCCAUGCUCACAACGCCAUGCAUCUCUGCUUUCACAUAGAAGAGACAUUAAUCGAUCGGAGUCUCUGCGUUUUGACUCUACUGACAAGAUGCAACGAAUCUUUCGUCCCUCUGACCUAAUAUAUGGGGAAGUCCUAGGGAAAGGCUGUUUUGGCCAAGCCAUCAAGGUGACACAUUUGGAAACAGGUGAGGUGAUGGUGAUUAAAGAACUUCUUCAAUUCGAUGAGGACACCCAGAAGACAUUUUUGAAAGAGGUCAAAGUUAUGAGAUGCCUGGAACAUCCUAAUGUCUUAAGGUUUAUCGGCAUUCUCUACAAAGACAAGCGUCUAAACUUGAUUUCUGAGUACGUACAAGGAGGGACAUUGACGGACACCAUACAGAAAAUGGAUAGGGAUCACCCGUGGAAUCGUCGAGUGAGCUAUGCCAAGGACAUUGCUGCUGGAAUGGCCUACCUGCAUUCAAUGAAUGUCAUCCAUCGGGAUCUAAACUCACAUAAUUGCUUUGUCAGAGAGAACCAAACAGUGGUAAUUGCAGACUUUGGUUUGGCCCAGCUUGUGAAGGAAGACAAGAGAGGACCCUCUUCUCCUGGGCAAAUGUCCAAACUGAACAAUCUUGGACGUAAGAAAAGGUAUGCUGUGGUGGGGAACCCCUACUGGAUGGCACCAGAAAUGAUCCACGGAAAGGUUUAUGAUGAACGUGUUGACGUUUUCUCAUUUGGGAUUGUGCUCUGUGAGAUUAUCGGCAGGGUGUAUGCUGAUCCAGAUUACCUCCCUCGAACUCAGGAGUUUGGAUUGAAUGUGAAUGAAUUUCUGGAGCGCUGCUGGUCCAAAGAAUGCCCUUCUGCUUUCUUUCCCAUCGCUGUUUUGUGUUGUGCCUUGGAGGCUGAGAAACGCCCUACUUUUGCAAAAUUGGAGGAGUGGCUUGAGAACCUGAUGAUGCACUUGGAUAUUGGACUUUCUUUUAUGUCAGAACUGGAAAAGAUCCGGCAAACAUUUUGGGAGAAUCACAGCCAGUCGAAAGAAGCUUAUGGGAUUCCUUCUAAACCAAUGGAGAAAUCGAUUCUAGGCAGAAGCUGAUACUUGAUAUGCUUGCAGUAUAGAGAAAAUACACACAGGGGAACACAACUGAGCUUAAAUUCUUAGACUGUUACUUAUAUUAUUGAUUCUUGACUGAUUUUGCUUCAGAACCUAGAUUUUACUUUGGAUAUCAAGUUGCGACCCAACACAAUGGCAAUCAUGUAAUCCGGAUUGAAUGUAGUCUGGGUCGUAUUUUCUUUUACAUGCAUAGUUUCGGUUCAUGGUUCACGCAACCUGGCCAUGUUGGCAUCUAUCUACUUUAGCUAAGUUCAACCAAGUGACAGAUUAAAUUGUGCAGAGAGUUUGGUUUGACAAACAACAAAAGUAUAUUCUCCUCCCUUUUAAAAGUUGAUAAUCCUAUUUAUUUUGCAAUCCGAAAUGUAUGAUUAUACGGUUAGUUGCUUUUAAUUAUUUGCUUUAAGCAUUGUUUUCACUCCUUUACGCAACCCUACGAGAACAAACCUGUGAGCCAUAUUUUGGUGCGAUCAACCAGUUGAGAGCAACUGACUUCUAUUUUUGAACCAUUAACUGCAAUGAUUUUGUACUGUUUGCACUGAACUCAGAGGCAAAGAUGCUAUUCAAAUAUUUAAGAGAAUUGUAUUAAAAAAAAAUUUAACUGUAAGAAUUAUAGUGUUCAUAUAUAACAAUACAUUUUUUUCAGUGUUCUAUUUUAUGUAUCAAAUUACGACUGUUCAUUUAGUUUUUCAUUUGUAGGGGCAAGAUAUUACAGGAAACUGUAAGGUUGUGAUUCAACUGUCCAAUAAAUAAUUGUUUGAUUUCU